Rotaria socialis is the source of this 1656-nucleotide messenger RNA. NCBI's taxonomy places the organism in Eukaryota, Metazoa, Rotifera, Eurotatoria, Philodinida, Philodinidae. The record is from the annotation of a GenBank genome assembly.
AUGUCUUCUAGUUCUACUCAAAAUAUCGAUGAUAUAUUAUCCGUUAACAUUACAACAACAACAAAAACACCAACAAUAGAUUACGAAGGCAAAAGUCACGAAUAUUUAACAACAUUUCUACAUUGGAAUUCUACUGAACAAUCAUUAUUCGUUGAAGAUCUAUUAAAGAGUAUGGAUAGUUAUCAACAUGGAUAUAUUAAUUCGUUUUUAUCGCGAAUGCUACGACGAGAUUUUAUUGGGCAAUUAUCAUCAUGUGGACUUGAACAUUUAGCAGAAAAGAUCCUCGAAUAUUUAGAUGAACAAUCAUUACAAUCAGUUGAACUUGUUUGUCGAGAAUGGUAUUAUGUUACAGCUCAAGGUAUGUUAUGGAAAAAAAUAAUCGAACGGAAAGUUCUCGCCAAUACACAAUGGCAUGAUUUAUCGAAACAUCGUGGUUGGCAUAAAUAUCUUUUUCGCCAAUUAUUAAUCAACGGUGAACAAAAGAAAUCGAAUGAGUUCUAUCGGUGUUUAUAUCAUGACAUUGUACGUGAUAUUAAACAACUUACAAUCAAUUGGCAAGCGGGAAAAUAUCAAUUAGAAAAAAUUCAAUGUCAUUCAAGACAUAAUAAAGGUGUUUAUUGUUUACAAUAUGACGAUCAGAAAAUUAUCUGCGGACUCCGAGAUAACACAAUUCAAAUUUGGAAUAGAAAAACAUUGGAAUGUGUUAAAGUUCUAACAGGUCAUAAUGGUAGUGUCUUAUGUCUUCAAUAUGAUGAUAAAGUUAUUAUAACUGGCUCAUCCGAUUCAACGAUUCGAGUAUGGGAUAUUGAAACUGGAAUAUUGAUUAAUACACUUGUAUAUCACGCUGAAGCAGUAUUACAUCUUCGAUUUGUCGAUAAGAUAAUGAUGACAUGCUCGAAAGAUCGUUCGAUUGCUGUAUGGGAAAUCAAUUCGCCUGCUGAUAUAGUUCUGCAUCGUGCACUUGUUGGCCAUCGAGCAGCUGUCAAUGUAGUCGAUUUCGAUGAUAAAUAUAUUGUGAGUGCAAGUGGUGAUCGUACAAUUAAAGUUUGGAAAGCUGGGACGUUCGAUUUUGUUCGAACACUCAUUGGACAUAGGCGUGGCAUUGCUUGUUUACAAUAUCGAGAUCAACUUGUUGUCAGUGGUUCAUCAGAUAAUACUAUACGGAUUUGGAAUAUUGAAUGUGGUACUUGUCUUCGAAUACUCGAAGGCCAUGAAGAACUGGUUCGAUGUGUUCGUUUUGAUUCAAAACUUAUCGUUUCAGGUGCUUAUGAUGGUAAAAUAAAAAUUUGGGAUCUUCAAGCAGCACUUGAUCCACGUUCUCAAAAAUCAUCACUUUGUAUGAAAACUUUCACGGAACACACUGGGCGUGUAUUUCGUCUUCAAUUUGAUGAAUUUCAAAUCGUUUCCAGUUCACAUGAUGAUACAAUAAUUUGUUUUAAUUUUCUUCAACCUGACAUUUCCACCUCAUAUAUUCGACAUGACUCAUCAGAUUCUACCAAUGUAACUUCUAUUUCAAAUGUUGAUCACACUCAAGUAGCUAGUUCUACUACAACAGUACAAUCUACACAAGAAACGUUACAGAGACAAAAUUCAAAUCUUUCAAGAUCAUCAUCAUCAGCUGAUUCAGAAACUUCGAAAAAACUGGACAUUAUUUAG